CCGGGAAAGAACGAACUUGCGAAAACUAAUAAAUGGCAAUUAAGCUCGGUGAUACGCCCCUGGCUGUCAGGGAAGCUAUUGGAUUUGAUGAUGCGCAAUGGCAUCGCUUCUAUUGGCUUACGAAAGAAGAAGCACAGAAAUUGCUUCGCGAUCACCCUAAGUGGGCAACUUACGAAGACGUUUCAACGUCAGAGUGCGCUGGUCUUCUAGCUCGCAUAAAUGAGACGCUCGCCAAAGACCACAUCCCAACAAUUACUGAGGACGUUCUCCGUUGGCGAAUGACAAGAGUAAUACGCGAGAGAAGAAGAAGUCAAGCUGCAGGGGGGAUUACCGGUUCGGCGCAAAGCCAGCCUUCUGUUGGGGGGACUCAGCCAUAUGAUCCAGUGAGGGACGUCUAGCAAGGACGGCAUGGCUGGCCAACGACGCAUUCGACACAGCCGCGGUGGCGUGAGGUCCCCGCUUAACCCGCAUAUUCUGCUCGACCUUCGUAGUGUCAGCUUCGACGGUAACGGUGGCUCUAGCCUGUCACCCGCUUUCGUCGCUACCUUUUACUAGCCAUUCGACUCAACAAAAGGGGACGAGUAGUCUAGGAGGGACAUAGAGUCCAAUCGUUAUUCCAAAGCGCGGCAAGCUCUUGCACCAAG
Trematosphaeria pertusa is the source of this 644-nucleotide messenger RNA. RefSeq lists its product as uncharacterized. Bases 33 to 398 code for a protein of 121 amino acids. The transcript is spliced from 3 exons. Lineage: Eukaryota; Fungi; Ascomycota; Dothideomycetes; Pleosporales; Trematosphaeriaceae. The record is from RefSeq and is a predicted model, not a curated record.